CCCACUUGGAGGGCGGCGCGGUUAAUCGAGAAGCAAAAUCCAAAGGUGAUUGGCCAAAAGGAGAUUUGCUCCGCCCCAAUCACCGAGACAGCUGGAGGCAGCUGGAGGGCCCUCCCGGCCGGAGGGUUUAAAGAGCGCCUCUGAGGGUACCACUCAGCUGGAGCGACCGAUCGGUGCCAGGCCAGGUGUACGCGUCCGUCGGUCUUUCCGUGCCGUGCCGGAGACCAGCCCCGGAGGCCGCCUGGGCCCGUCCCUGCGCCCGGCACCAUGAAGCAGGAGUCCGCAGCCCAGAGCAACCCACCUCCCUCACUGUCCCCUGCACCAUCCGCGCAGCCCUCCUGGGAGGAUGGCGACCCCCAAGCCCUGUGGAUUUUCGGGUACGGCUCCCUAGUAUGGAAGCCGGACUUUGCCUACAGCGACAGCCGUGUGGGCUUUGUACGGGGCUAUAGCCGCCGGUUCUGGCAGGGAGACACUUUCCACAGGGGCAACGACAAGAUGCCUGGCCGAGUGGUGACUCUCCUUGAAGAUCGUGAGGGCUGCACUUGGGGCGUGGCGUACCAGGUUCAAGGGGAGCAGGUGAACGAGGCCCUGAAGUAUCUGAAUGUGCGAGAAGCAGUCCUCGGAGGCUAUGACACUAAGGAAGUCACCUUCUAUCCUCAGGAUGCCCCUGACCAACCCCUCACAGCACUGGCCUAUGUGGCCACCCCACAGAACCCUGGCUACCUGGGCCCUGCUCCAGAGGAGGUCAUUGCCACACAGAUUCUUGCCUGCCGGGGCUUCUCUGGCCACAACCUGGAGUACUUACUGCGUUUGGCCGACUUCAUGCAGCUCUGUGGGCCUCAGGCCCAGGACGAGCACCUGGAAGCCAUUGUGGACGCUGUAGGAACAAUGCUGCCCUGCUCUUACCUCACCGAGCAGGCUCUGGCACUGGUUUGAGAAGCCGAGCCCCCUGCAGGCAGUGUCCGUGAGGACGCUGAUAAACAGCAACUGUGUAGUACUUGAGACAGACUUGCUGGAGCUCGAGAAACUUGAGAAGGCAUGGUGGGCGAUUGGGGACUUUUUGUCUUAUGCCCCUGCCUGCCUGUCUGCUAGCCCCCGCCUCUCUUGAUGGACGCUGACUUACUACUUGAAAAUAUUUAUUGCACCAUGUUGGUGUGGUGGGCGGGGCAGGUGGGGGACCUGCCCUGGACACGGGCCCUGCUGUGCGGUGGCUCUGCCCUCGUCCUCUGGUGCCUGACCAGAAUCCCCCCAUUGCUGCUGCUAAUUCCGUACCACCCAGGCCUCCACACCCUCCAGGGACCCUCCAAGAGCCUUGAUCCUCUGUCUGUCCAGACUAACUCUCCCCAGCCCUGGAAAUAUCAUCUGCCCAUGUUCCCAGCCUGCUGGGUGAAGGGCAGCAGAGAGUGAGGAGCGGUAGCCCUUCAAGGACCAAGGUCCAGUAUCCCUCUUCACCCCCUGGGGCCCAGGGCAGCACUGGAACGUAUGUACACACACAGCUGCUGGGACUCGGUCUCUUUCCCCUUUCAGUUUCAUUUCCCUAUCCUUCUGUCUGUCCUCUUGUCUGUCUGGAUCACCCCUGUAGACCUACCUGUCGCACUCUAUUCCUGGGAAACAUCACUACAGGUCCCUUGUCAGUCUGUCCCACACUAUUAUCCAUAAACAAUCUUUAAUUACCUUUGCCAGAA
Messenger RNA from Peromyscus leucopus (white-footed mouse), 1685 nucleotides. It is a transcript of the gene Chac1, whose product is annotated as ChaC glutathione specific gamma-glutamylcyclotransferase 1. Gene Ontology annotation, biological process: glutathione catabolic process. Gene Ontology annotation, molecular function: glutathione specific gamma-glutamylcyclotransferase activity; gamma-glutamylcyclotransferase activity. Lineage: Eukaryota; Metazoa; Chordata; Mammalia; Rodentia; Cricetidae. The transcript is spliced from 3 exons. The record is from RefSeq and is a predicted model, not a curated record. The coding region runs from base 268 to 936 and encodes 222 amino acids. Gene Ontology annotation, cellular component: cytoplasm.